GACUGAGACAUCGUAACUGCUCACGCAAACUUUAAUUUUAACUGAUCUUAAUUCUGCGCAAAUUUAAUUGUAAGUUUUUUACUGAAUUACAGUAGGAUUCCGUACAUUGCGAUCCAGUGUUAAUUCUAAAUACAUAGCUUGGAUGAAUACUACUGCAGUACGGAGCGGUGGUACAAAUGUGUAAUACAUAGAACUUUCUUACUUUUGUAAAAUAUCGCUCCAAAAUGAAGAUAAGAGUAAAACUUUAAAAAAAUGUGCUCUAAAAUGCAAACCAUUGUUAACCAAUGUUGUUAAAUAGUUAAAUUGAAGAGGAUUUAAAUUUUGACAAACUCGAUAAGUGGUAAAGUGUGCGGAGUUCAAGGGGUCUUAUUAUUAUGCAAAAUUAUGCCUCAAGGUAUUACAGGUGUCGGAUUCCUUCAAAUGAGGUCUCUGAGUCUUUGUGUAUUUUUUCUAGUCAUCUCAGUUGGAGUUAGCAAUGGCCACGACGACAUUGUUGUAACAAAGGUUCAGAUUCCCGUAUUGAACAAAACUGGACCAACCCAACUUAAUUAUCGACGUUCAAGACAUUUUAGCGUCAUUGCAUCAACCGUCAGAUCCAUGGGAUGUCUUCCAAAAUUCUUUUGUGCCAUGAACGCCACAAGUCCGACUCAAUCCAGCUCUACAUUUAACGAUCUCGCUUUUCUCAUCAAAUUUGCAAUGACGGACGACGACGACAAGGAAGAUGAUGACGAUUCUACUGCGACAGUUGUUGACAAACAACGGGAAAAGGACCAGAAUGAGAAACUUGUGGAUGAUGCGUCUUCCGGUGAAGACAUUGAUCCAGAAUUGCAAACUCCUUCUGAGGAGGAAAAGGAAAAACAAGGCAUUGAACAAAUGGCAGAAGAACUCCUCAUUGACCGAGACCCAGACCUCAACAACCUAAAUUUUAUGCGUUUAGAUGGUAAACGUAAAUAUAAAGGAAAAGUCGACGAAAUAUUGGGAAAUAUGGCUAGGCAGGAGACAAUUUCAGCAAAAAAGGUGACACGACCUAGAUCCAAGGUUAGAAGGGUAAUCUCUGAAGUUAAACACAUGUUUGGACUUGGACGACGACAUUUAAAUGAUAAUGCCGACAUGAAAAGAGGGACAAACGAUUUUUGGGAGACCAAAGAGUUUCGACAACAAAUGCUCCUCGCUGCAAAGGUGGGCGAAAGUAAUCUGUCCAUCGACAACAGCACGUCUGAUGCCCUCUGUGCAUCCACAUUUGACCUGUGUCCUUACACGAUGGACCAGAUGAGAAGAUUUGUACGGGGUGACCCUGAACCCCAAGCGCAACAAAGUAAUCUCCUGAUGUCACCACUUCCAUUUAUGGCAAAUGGCUAUCCAUAUCCUCCGAGCUAUCACAACGUCAUGCCCGUUGUCCCAGCUAUGGCUUAUCCCUUUGCUGCCCCCAUGACCAACCUUUAUCCUGCACCUACAGCAGUAGCAGUAGCUCAUCAUCCAUCAUACGUAACUAAACCACGACCCCCAUUAUUUAAGCCAACUGAAAUAAUCGAAAAUAUUCUCCCUAAGCCCCAAACAACUUCACAAGCAAAUGAGAAGGGCAUUAUUAACCCACAUAAAAUUCGUCUAACGCAAUCAGAAACUUAUUUGAAUGAGGAACAAAAACUUGGUCGAGAAAUAAUGAAAGUUAUAAAACGACACAAACUUCGGCAAAACACAACUCGAGUGAAAAAUAAGGUUGCUAAUAAUCAGGGACUUAUUCACGUUAAAAUCAAUUUGCCAGGGGAUAAUCCCUCAGUACCACAGACAAUGAAUCUCGACGAAGACGAACAACAACUUGGAAAAGAACUUGUGCAAAUUAUAAAGAACAAAUUUCUAACAUCGUCAAAAACAACCAAAAGUCUACGACAAGUACACCAGAGAAAGAAAAAAGAUGAGAUUUCCAAACUAAAUAAAAUCAGACCCAAGCUGGCAAAACAUAGUAGCAAACCAGCAGCUUCAAAUUUUAAACGCAGACCAGCAAUUACACCGGAACAGCCUGAGUAUGAUAUUAGCACUACAUCAGAACAAGAUGAGGACAAAGAGAACCACAAUUUUAAACCGGCACAAAGAAGGAGUUUUAAGAAGAGAAAACCUUCCCUGUUCUUUAGACUUAGCCAACCUUAUCGCAAAUAUUUUAAUGCAUGGAAACAAUCGAAAAAGAAACGAGAUCCGCAGCAUGAUUCGAUAUCUUCCUCAGAAGAGAAGGACGACUACAACAAACCAAGUUCUGAGGAGGAGGAGGAGGGUGAGGAAGAGAGUGACGAAAAACAUGUUGAACGACCAAAGAUAAGAAAAUCAAAACCCACACCGACAUCCAAAUCAUCAGCAUUGACCGCUGCUACUACGAUUUCGCCAAAAACCACCACAAUGCAGCCUCCACAGACGAAAGCGACGACAAUAGUCCAUCAGAGUGAAGAGGAUCACAGUAGUGAAUGGCAGAAAGUAGGGGACUUGCGAGAAAGUAUGAAGAGUACCUUUGACAAGGAAGACACGUCAAAACUUGGGGAUAAGAAGCCAGUAUUGUCCCCUACAAUGAAAUUAAUUGCUGAUAUUGCGAAAUCUGCUAGAACUCAAAAUCAGCUUCCAAAGUCUCAUCAUCUUAUGGAGUACAGUUAUGUUGCUAAAAAUAACAAAGUUAACAGGCCAAAGUUAUCAAAAGGUCAGAAUAAGCUCAGAAUAAAACAGAAUAUAGCCUAUUCUAAGCCGCAACACAAGUCAGCGCAUCUACAAAAUGCAAAGUUCAACUUUUAUCCUCAUAGAUUGGAAUUGGACUAUUUUCAAUACUCUCAAAACCCUAACCAGAAUUUUCUCCGAUAUGAAAACUCGAAUAAUUAUAAUCAACAAUAUAAGCAGCCUCAACAUCCAUCUUUCCCCAUUCACGGUGUUUGGCCUAACCUUCCCCACCAGCCUCACAUGCAACAUAGCAACUUGGACAACUGGUCAUUUAAUCGUCAGUAUCUGAACCAAGUCCAAAACGCCAAUAAAAAUCAACAAACUUAUUACACUCCACUUUCUCCACGUGAGGAUUUAAGCAGCCAUUCGCAUAAAACGGUUUAUUACAACCAGUCGUUUUUCAUCCCCACCACCCAAGUUCCUCAUGGAAAGCAGUAUUUCCAACAGAAUAAACCAACAUCUCAUUCAAAUCGUGCUAUUCCUACUCGAAUACAUAAUUCAAUGGCAAAUCUUGUUCGGACAUCUGGCCGACCCCCAAUUUCAAACACAAUGCAACAAAAAACGGACUUUUCAAAUUAUAAUAACAUCCACUCGAAUGGUCUUCUCAUUGAUCCCAGUCCGAGUAAUGAGUUGAAAAUCCAACAACAACAAAUUCAAGCUAUGCAACGGUUGCAGGAAAUAGCAAAACAUCAAUUGAUCCUGUCUCAACAGCUCAAUGAAGAACAAAGUUCCUAUUAAUAUUCUGUGUAAAUAAUUUAGGAGACCAAGAUGUUCUAGCACUGAAAAACGAUGUCAAUUGCAACGUAUGUACAUACGUAUGUACGAACUGUGAUAUGCAUACGUGCAUACACUAUCACAGAAGACAAGAAGAGGAAAAUUGCAUAAAACAACAAAAAUAGCAUGGUGAUUGAAUAUACGGAACAUGUAAUUACCAUUUUCUUCUUCCACAUCUUCUUGCCCUUUUUGCCUUUUUUGGGGGUGUCGUCGUCGCCUUCAGCGCCAUCGUCCUCGACCGUGGCAGCAGUUGUGGACCCACCCUUCGCACCUCCUCCCAUCUCCUUCGCACAAGCCGCCCAUACCUCCUUGGUCGCCAUAUUUUUCACCGCCUCUCCCUUGCACGUCAUGUUUCCGCCCCAUCCGCCGCCGCCCCUUCCGCCCUUUCCGCCCUUGCCGCCCUUUCCGGCCUGAAAGAUACAAACACGUACAUAAUAAUGGGGGCACACGCAUGCGCAGAACUUCUCUGCAAUUGGUCCGGUUCAACGGACUUACCGAAACCGUGGUCAAGAGGAGAAAAAUGGCUGCUGCCAAUACAAUGUAUAUUUUAUUCCUGAGCUGCAUUUUGAAAGUCCUAUGAUCCAGGUGGAGAAUGAAGCUCUAAAAAAUCUUAACUAACUGGAAGAAUUGAAUAUGCAUGAAAUAAAUAUCAAAUUUUAAAUU
Molecule: messenger RNA, 4131 nt
Organism: Folsomia candida
Lineage: Eukaryota; Metazoa; Arthropoda; Collembola; Entomobryomorpha; Isotomidae
Exons: 5
Coding region: 385-3432 (1015 amino acids)
Source: RefSeq, a predicted model, not a curated record